UUCACAGAUGAUGACACUUCGUCCCUCGAUAUCCCUGUUCCACGGAAACCCAGAAGCUCCCCCAAAUUAAGGAAAAAGCCCCCGAAAGAGAAGGCAGUGAAAAUCAAGUCCCUGAGCAAGAGGCUGCAGAAGGUCCUGCAGGAGAGCAAUAACCUGAAGAAGGGGUGCUGGCCACGGCCCCCUGUCAACUACUGCAUCCUCAUCGCCAUGGCCCUCAACAACAGCCGGAGCGGCAGCCUCAACGUGCAGCAGAUCUACAACUUCACACGAGAGCACUUUCCCUUCUUCCGCACGGCUCCAGACGGUUGGAAGAACACGAUCCGACACAACCUGUGCUUCAGCAACAGCUUUGAGAAGACGCCGCAGCUGGUGUGCAGCCAGGGCAAGCGCAAGUCCUGCCUGUGGAGGCUCACCAUGGAUGGGCGCCGCCGGCUGCGCAGAGAGAUCCAGGGGCUCUCUGGCGACUCAUUCAAGGUGCUGCGCAUGAGCAUGAUGGAGCCAG
This is a messenger RNA of Polyodon spathula (Mississippi paddlefish), 502 nucleotides long. RefSeq names its product forkhead box protein N5-like. Lineage: Eukaryota; Metazoa; Chordata; Actinopteri; Acipenseriformes; Polyodontidae. The record is from RefSeq and is a predicted model, not a curated record. The transcript has 2 exons. Gene Ontology annotation, molecular function: DNA-binding transcription factor activity; sequence-specific double-stranded DNA binding. Gene Ontology annotation, biological process: regulation of DNA-templated transcription. The annotation marks the transcript as partial. Gene Ontology annotation, cellular component: nucleus.